This is a messenger RNA of Closterium sp. Yama58-4, 2319 nucleotides long. NCBI's taxonomy places the organism in Eukaryota, Viridiplantae, Streptophyta, Zygnematophyceae, Desmidiales, Closteriaceae. The record is from the annotation of a GenBank genome assembly.
UGGAUAGGCAUGGGCAGCUAUGAGCUGCGGCAGCACUUCGCACACUACCAGCGCAUCGUCAAGACCAAGCAUGCCUAUGGCCCUCAGGGCCAUCGCGGCAUGAGCAUUCUGGUCUUUGACGCCACCCCAGACGGCUUCAAGGAGGCGGAGAGGCUGGCGCAGCAGUUCGAGAAAGAGGGGCGGGGAAGGAUUGAGCUGGCACGGCGGUCGGCACCGCUGGUGGACCGGUCGGGCAAGCGCAACCUGUUCGGGUACCUCGCCACGCAGCAGGACGUGGAUGAAUUCAACCGGUGCUGCAAAGGCAAGGCGGUACUAAAGGUGGAGGUGAAGAGGCGGAAGGAGGUGGUGGAGGAGCCGAUGAGGCGAAUGCGCGAGCAGGCCAUGCAGGCCGGCCUCUACAAGUCUCAAGUCGUCGAGAUGUCGCACAAGUUGGUGGAGGUGAAGAUAGAGAAGCACCAGCUGCAGGAGCAGGUGGAGGAGGAGAAGGAGCGGCGGCAGCAGCUGGCUUCAGAGCUGGAGGGCGAGAAGCAGCAGCGGCAGCACCUCGAGAGCACCGUGCUGAGUGCCGUGAAGCUGAUGCACAUGAAGGAGGCGGAACUGCAGGCCGUGGUGGCACGCAACAAGCAGCUGGCUGCACAGCACAAAGAAGAGGUGGCGAGUUUGGAGGAGGCGUACGCGCGGAGCCUGGAGGAGAGGGAGAGGAGCAAGCGGGCGGUGGAGGAGAGGGAGGCGGACCUGGAGUGGCGGGGGAAGGUGGCUAACGAGCAGCACGUGGCUGCUGCCCGCACGCUGCAGCGCCAACUGUCAAGCUCCUCCGAGCUCAGUGACGAUCACAGCAGCGCCCUGCGAGGCAGCCUGCACGCGGCAGCAGUAUUCCAAGCAGGGCUGGCGCAGCUGAAGCAGCAGCAGCACGAGCGGCUGCUGCAGUUCCGGCAGGGCGUGAAGCAGGCAGAGCUGGCGCUGCUGCAGGAGAUGGAGGAGGAGCGCGUGCGAUUCGUGGAGGAGUGCGAGGCUCUGCGCGAGGAGAGCGACGCGACGCUGGACCAGAUCGAGUGCCGGGGGGUGGGGAAGGCUGGUAGGUGGAUGGGGGAUGCGGGUGGGGAGGGAGAGAGUGAGGUGGGGGGUGUGUGUUCUGGGAGUGAGGCUGGGGGAAAGGAAGAGGUAGGGAGUGAGGUGGGGAGCGAGAAGGGUGAGAGUGUUGUUGAGGGAGGGGAGGGGGCAGGGGCUGUUGAGGGGGAAAGAGUGGUGGGUGGAGAGGAGGAGGGGGAGCAAGACGAGGGGGUGAAGGAGAGUGAGGAGGAGGAGCAGGGGGUAGGCGUGUGUGGGAUGCAGCAAGAGGCAGAGUUGAGUGAAGACAGUGUUGGGGAGGCAGGGAAUGAUGAGGACAGGGUGGUUUGUGGAAGGGCAGAGGAGCCAGGAGAGGAGGGAGGAACGGAGGAAUGGGGAGAGGGAGGAGGGAAGGAAGAGGCAGAGACACAAGGGACGGUAAGGGAGGAGGUAGGAGAGGAAAAAGGUGAGGAGAAAGAGGAGAAAACAGGUGAGGGGGAAGAGGAGGGACAGGUGGAAGUAAAUGAUAAAUGGGUGGGGGAACGAGGGACAGAAGAAGAGGGGGAAGGAAGCAAGGAAGGGGCAGGGAAGGAAGAAGCGGAGGAAGCGUGGGAGGAAAUGGUUGAUGAAGGCGAGAAGGGAGGAGAGGCAGAAGUUGAGGCAGAAGGGAAGGCAGAAUGGGAGGAAGAAGGGGAGGCAAAGGAAGAGGCCAAUGGGGAGGCAGAAGGGGAGGCAAAGGGAGAGGCAAAGGGAGAAGCAGAAGGGGGGGCAGAGGGAGAGGCAGGGGGAGAUGCAGAGGGGGGGGCAGGGGGAGAGGAAGAGGGAGAGACAGAAAGGGAGCGAGAGGGAGAGGCAGAGGGAGAGGCAGAGGGGGAGGCAUCAAGUCAGGAAAUGAAUGGUGCAAGUGAGGGGAUGAAUGCGGAGGGGGGAGAGGAAGUAGUGGUAGAGGAGUCUGAAAACGGGAAUGAGGGAGUCGUUGAGAAGGUAAAUGUGGGGGGCGAGGGGGUAGCUGAAAAGGUGGCUGAGGAUGUGGGAGAGAGGUUGGAGGUGGGGAAUGGAGCAAUCGAGAAUGCUGUGGAGGUGAAGAAGCUGCUGAGCUCCCAACUGAAACCCUCCAGAGCAGUGGUGCAGAGGAGAACGACGUGUACGGGCCAGAGUCGUUCUUCCUCCAACAAUGAUUAUGGAUCACAUGAAUUCGUGGCAUCCAUUUUUUCUCCCAAGCAUUCCGUUCGGUUUCCGUGUGACUAUAGCCCAGACGUGCAAUCUUUUUAG